Messenger RNA from Morchella sextelata, 2316 nucleotides. RefSeq lists its product as uncharacterized. Bases 1 to 2316 code for a protein of 771 amino acids. The record is from RefSeq and is a predicted model, not a curated record. The transcript has 3 exons. NCBI's taxonomy places the organism in Eukaryota, Fungi, Ascomycota, Pezizomycetes, Pezizales, Morchellaceae.
AUGGCGGCCACUCCUGCUGCUGCGGCUAGAGAUCCCACACCGACGGAAGUCCGGAGAAGGAUAUCGAAGGCCGGCGCCGUCGCUGGUCCAGCCCGCGACGCAGCCGAGGAGAGGCCGCCAGUCAAUAAGAAGGUGAAGUUGGCAUAUCCGGGGUCCACUGGAAAUACUACCACCACCUCCGUCGCUGAGGAGACGCCGCGAUUUAUAGGAGGGGAUUGGAGAAUGGGCGGAGAGCGGGUGGCACCUCAACAUCACCCUAAUGCCCCUCUCCCCCCUUCUGUGGGUGGUUCAGCAACGGCGAAUGGCGCGAAUGCGACUGGAAGGACGGCGCAGACUACGGCGCAAAGAUACCUAGACCCCAAAAGUCUCCAAAAUCUUCGCGAAACAAUCUCGCAACAGUUCGACAUCGAAAUCCUCCUGAAGCAUCGAGAAUUGGGCCUCAUCGAGCAAGAAAUCGCCAAAACGCAAAUUUGUAUCGAGCAGCUCCGGCGCUGUACUGUAAAGCCCUACCAGUCCCCUGAGAUAUCACUCGAGCCCUACAUCCCCGACGCGAAACAGCUGGAGAAUGGUCCCCCGGAUUACUCACCGCCGCAUUGGAGUGUGGUCAAUGGCCCCUACACGAGACAUUAUCAGCAGUGGCUGCUGCCGGAUCCUACGUUUGACGGAUAUGGACCCGAGGGCCCUCCGCAAGUAGUUUUGCCCGCAGGUAAAGGUACCAGGAGUCAAAAGACCGUUGAGCAGACCCAGACAUACACGGUAAGCGGGCGGCCUCAGAGACAAAGUGUGAUGAAGGUGCAGCAGAGAGGUGGUGCGGGUAUGCAGCAGUGUAUCUUCCGAAAGAACGAUGGCACUACUGUCAGACUCGAAUGCCUUGAUUGUAAACGAAGUGAUUUCAGCUCUGCCCAGGGUUUCAUUAACCAUUGUCGUAUCGCACACCAGAGGGAAUAUGCGUCUCACGAGGCUGCGGCGCAGGCUUGCGGACAACUAGUAGAAGAGACGGAGGAGGGUUUUGCAUUGUAUCCCAGAAAUCCAGUAGAUCCACCAUCAAGGAAUACCCGCCAGACACAACAGACCGUUUCGCCGCAAUCAUCCUACAGCUCCACACCUCGGGGAAGUCUUUCAGGUCCUUCCGGCGUCCCCAUUCCUUCUAUACCACCUCCGAAGAUUGUACAAACGCCAAAAAACAAGACAACUGCAGCGCAGCGAAAGAAUGGGAAUCGUGGGACAAGGGCAGUUAUGACUACUUCAAGAUCGGCGGAAGGGUUCCGGAGACCACCCACACCGCCUAUAGAUGCGCCAACAUUCAAGACACCACACCUGGAGGGGCUGUUAAAAAGGAAGAAAAUUGAGGUUGAUCUGGCGACGAUGGUGAAGGAGGUCAAGGGAGAGAGGAUCAACUGGGAUGAUCACACAUAUUCAGAAGAGGAUGACGAUGAAUCAGACCAAUCUGAGACAUCAGUAUUAUCGCGCAGGGACACUGACGGAGAUACUGUUAUGACGGAUGGUCCUCCGGGGAAGGAAGAACACAGAGAAGUGAGACGUUUCUUGGGAACUGAGACACAUGCCGCGAUGGUUGCAACUGUACCCGAAAGUUUAACUGUGACUUCGGGUCGGAGUGUGUCGAGAGACUCUCCCACUCCAUUUACUACACAACUACCAUCGCCACCAGAACCCAAAACAACUCAAACACAGCCUCAGGCAAUUGAUACAAAGCUCGGUCAUCCGAAGCAAGCAUCUUCUAUGAUGCAAUCUCUAAUUGAGGAGAAAAGAUCCCUAUUGAACUUUACUGGAAUGGAUGGAAGCUACGAUUACGAUGCAUCCUCCAGCGACGACGAGGAUGGAUACAAGAGUGAUGCGGACGCUCACGAAGACGUUGAAAUGGAAGUUGAGAGCGCGGCCAGUUCUACUAGUGUUGGAGACCAUACCACUAUCCACGCUGCCAGUUUUGGAAUGCGCACUCCUGUCUCGGCGGAAAAUAUGGGUCGUUCAUCUAGCCCACAAAGCCCGCAUCCUGUUAGUCAUACAGCAGUUGUAGCUCCAAUCAGUCCCGCACUUUCGAUCGCGACCGACGAUAUUGGGAGAGAUAUGGUGACUCCAGUUAGGCCUCACACUCAACAGAUGCCUACUCCGUUGAUGACACCGAUCUCUCCUGCCGCGGCAGCAAACAUGUCGAAACAAGUUCGAUUCGUCAUGCCAAACUCCAAGAACGGGAUGCGGAAAAAUCCCAGCGGCGUUCUGGAAACCGGCCUUGCGAAGAUGAAGUCUGGGAAUGCUAGAAAGCCAAGUGAUGUGUUUGGCUCUCAAGAGAAAAGGUAG